This is a messenger RNA of Acanthosepion pharaonis, 462 nucleotides long. The record is from the annotation of a GenBank genome assembly. Lineage: Eukaryota; Metazoa; Mollusca; Cephalopoda; Sepiida; Sepiidae.
AUGUAUUUCUUAGCUCGUUUUUCUAAGAAUCAUUCUCUUUAUACUUUAAUUCCUUUUUGUAUCACUUUUUUUUGUCUUUCUCUCUUUCUCUCUCUCUCUCUCAAAAUCAUUUUUCUUUUUAAAAUUCCUUUUGUUUUUUUUUUAUUCCAAAAAAUAUUUCCCACGUCUCUGCUUAAAUUCCUUCCCUAUCACUGUUUUUGUUCUUUAUUUGUUUGUUUAUUUCUUUCAUUCUUUUUCUUUCUGUCUGUCUUUUUUCUUCCUUUUCUAUUCCAUUUUCCUUUAUUUUAUUUGAUUGAAUUUGAAUAUCACAUUCGUUAUUUUUUUCUUUUUUCUAUCGUUUUUCCUUUUUCGUUCUUUCUUUAUCUGCUUCUUUCUUUUUCUCUUUCUUCUUUCUUUCUUCAUUGUUCCAUUUUCUAUACCGCUCUUUUUCUCACGUUUCUGCUUUCAAAGAAAAAAGCAUAA